CGUUCAACCUCGCUUUGAGCUAACGCUUGUAUAGCUUUUUUUGUCGAUGGCAUGGUGCUAGUAGCUACGGCAGAAAUAUCGUUGUCACGAGAAAUUACGAAUGCUUAAAGUUAAUUCUGAUAUCUAAUGGAAAAUAGUUGACUAAGGCGGAUUCCUGAAGUACAUGACAGCCAUCACGUCUUUAACAAAUCAGCACCAAGCCUCAUAUUUUGAGGUUGCAAAAUCUGCCCCAAGGUUAGCUAGCUAGCGGGCUAACGAUAGCCGAUUAACGCUACUAGUUGAGCUAACGGUAACUCCGUAGCCAGUUAACAAGUUACUAAGUCUUGAAUUCGUCGGAGUGAUUAGAAACCGACCAGAAUAGAGGAAUAGCAUGGCCGAAGCCGAUAAGUUGAACAUCGACUCCAUUAUACAACGUCUGCUGGAAGUGAAAGGCUCCAGACCUGGCAAAAAUGUUCAGCUGACAGAGAAUGAAAUCCGUGGUCUCUGCCUCAAAUCCCGGGAGAUCUUCCUCAGCCAGCCAAUCCUGCUCGAACUUGAGGCGCCCCUCAAGAUUUGUGGUGAUGUUCAUGGGCAGUACUAUGAUCUGCUGAGGCUGUUUGAAUAUGGAGGCUUUCCACCAGAGAGCAACUACCUGUUCCUGGGUGACUAUGUAGACAGAGGCAAGCAGUCCCUGGAGACCAUCUGCCUGUUGCUGGCAUACAAGAUCAAAUACCCAGAAAACUUCUUUCUGCUGAGAGGAAACCAUGAGUGCGCUUCCAUUAACAGAAUAUAUGGCUUCUACGAUGAGUGUAAGAGGCGGUACAACAUAAAGCUGUGGAAGACCUUCACCGACUGCUUUAACUGUUUGCCUGUUGCAGCCAUUGUUGAUGAGAAGAUCUUCUGUUGCCAUGGAGGCCUGUCCCCGGACCUCCAGUCUAUGGAGCAGGUGCGAAGGGUCAUGCGCCCCACUGAUGUGCCUGACCAGGGCCUCCUAUGCGAUCUGCUGUGGGCUGACCCGGACAAGGAUGUCCUGGGCUGGGGUGAGAACGACCGUGGUGUCUCCUUCACCUUUGGCGCUGAUGUGGUCACAAAGUUCCUCCACAAACACGACAUGGACCUCAUUUGUCGGGCCCAUCAGGUGGUCGAGGACGGAUAUGAGUUCUUUGCAAAGAGGCAGCUGGUCACACUGUUCUCAGCCCCUAACUACUGCGGUGAGUUUGACAAUGCCGGAGCCAUGAUGAGCGUAGAUGAGACCCUCAUGUGCUCGUUUCAGAUUCUCAAACCUGCAGACAAGAAGCUGUUCUAUGGUGCUGGAGGGAGCUUGGGCUCUGGUCGCCCAGUCACUCCCCCAAGGAAAGCUAAGAAAUGACAGCAGUAGUUUGCCCUCGACCUCCAACCCAUCCCUCCUGCCCUCUCUACCUCUCUUCUCCUUUCUUUCACCAAACAGCCAGAAAUCAAACCUAUACCCAGGGCUUUUUUUCCUUUUUUAUCUGUACUUCUUAAAACAUUUAAUGUUACGAAUUGUCUGAGUGAGUGCGUGCGUGCGUGUGCAGAUGACAAACGCAUCUCGUCUGCCGGUGAGCAUUAUAAUCAUGUGUGCACGUGUACAUUUUGUGUGAGAGUAUUAGAGAUUUAUACUUUCCCCUCUCUCUUGCCACUCCUCCAGUGGAAAGGUAAAAACCACAGUGUCUGUCUGUACAGUAAUUUUGACUCAAAAAGCAGGGUUUGGGAGACGGUGGGUGCUGACAUAAUGAAUUUAGCAGCAAACCCCUGCCAGCAGGUGGCGUGUGUGUACUUGUGGAGGGGGGAAGUAUUUUGUUUUCCCUGUCCUCUGUACUGUAAAAUCUCAAACACAGGUGUGUGCAAUGUGUGUGUGUGUGUGUGUGUGCGUGCGUGCGUGCGUGCGUGCGUGCAUUCGCUGUCUUGCCAUUCUGAGCGUGGCAUAUCGAUAUCCUUGAGCAGGAAGGAGUAUGUCACCUUGUCUCAGAAGAACAAACGCAUGCUUACACCCACACACACACACACACACACACGCAUAUGACUCUUCAGAUUCAUAUGAGCCAGAGCUGUAAAAAACCCCAUACAGUUUAGGUUUGUACAGAUUUGAUUACUUGAAAGAGAUUUUUUGUGAAUUCGUUUUGUAGUCUUUCAUCAAGUUGACCAAUAAAGCGAGAAUCUGAGCUACAA
Molecule: messenger RNA, 2166 nt
Organism: Sander lucioperca (pikeperch)
Lineage: Eukaryota; Metazoa; Chordata; Actinopteri; Perciformes; Percidae
Gene: ppp1cab
Product: protein phosphatase 1, catalytic subunit, alpha isozyme b
Exons: 7
Coding region: 371-1348 (325 amino acids)
Cellular component (GO): cytoplasm; nucleus
Molecular function (GO): protein serine/threonine phosphatase activity
Source: RefSeq, a predicted model, not a curated record